CCUGGAGGGAGGAGCGCGCCCUGGCGGCCCCGUGACCCCGCCCACGUGACGGGCGCCCGCGGAAGGAGACAUGGGCUCCGCUCCCUGGGCCCCGGUCCUGCUGCUGGCGCUCGGGCUGCGCGGCCUCCAGGCGGGGACCCGCAGGGCCCCGGACCCCGGCUUCCAGGAGCGCUUCUUCCAGCAGCGUCUGGACCACUUCAACUUCGAGCGCUUCGGCAACAAGACCUUCCCCCAGCGCUUCCUGGUGUCGGACAGGUUCUGGAUCCGGGGCGAGGGGCCCAUCUUCUUCUACACUGGGAACGAGGGCGACGUGUGGGCCUUCGCCAACAACUCGGGCUUCGUCGCGGAGCUGGCGGCCGAGCAGGGGGCUCUACUGGUCUUCGCGGAGCACCGCUACUACGGGAAGUCGCUGCCGUUCGGUGCGCAGUCCACGCGGCGCGGGCACACGGAGCUGCUGACGGUGGAGCAGGCCCUGGCCGACUUCGCAGAGCUGCUCCGCGCGCUACGGCGCGACCUCGGGGCCCAGGAUGCCCCCGCCAUCGCCUUCGGUGGAAGUUAUGGGGGGAUGCUCAGCGCCUACCUGAGGAUGAAGUAUCCCCACCUGGUGGCGGGGGCGCUGGCGGCCAGCGCGCCCGUUCUAGCUGUGGCAGGCCUCGGCGACUCCAACCAGUUCUUCCGGGACGUCACGGCGGACUUUGAGGGCCAGAGUCCCAAAUGCACCCAGGGUGUGCGGGAAGCGUUCCGACAGAUCAAGGACUUGUUCCUACGGGGAGCCUACGACACGGUCCGCUGGGAGUUCGGCACCUGCCAGCCGCUGUCAGACGAGAAGGACCUGACCCAGCUCUUCAUGUUCGCUCGGAAUGCCUUCACCGUGUUGGCCAUGAUGGACUAUCCUUACCCCACUGACUUUCUGGGUCCCCUCCCCGCCAACCCGGUCAAGGUGGGCUGUGACCGGCUGCUGAGUGAGGCCCAGAGGAUCACGGGGCUGCGAGCGCUGGCAGGGCUGGUCUACAACGCCUCGGGCUCCGAGCACUGCUACGACAUCUACCGGCUCUACCACAGCUGUGCUGACCCCACUGGCUGCGGCACCGGCCCCGACGCCAGGGCCUGGGACUACCAGGCCUGCACCGAGAUCAACCUGACCUUCGCCAGCAACAAUGUGACCGAUAUGUUCCCUGACCUGCCCUUCACUGAUGAGCUCCGCCAGCAGUACUGCCUGGACACCUGGGGCGUGUGGCCCCGGCCCGACUGGCUGCUGACCAGCUUCUGGGGGGGCGAUCUCAGAGCUGCCAGCAACAUCAUCUUCUCCAAUGGGAACCUGGACCCCUGGGCAGGGGGCGGGUUGCCUCAUUUCUCACUUGAUGGAGUUCUUUCCGCUGACCACAGAUUCGGAAGAACCUGAGUGCCUCAGUCAUUGCCGUCACCAUCCAGGGGGGAGCGCACCACCUCGACCUCAGGUGUGGAGGGAGGUGGCCUGGCGGUGGUCGCGGGUCGGGUGGGACAGGCUCACCGAGGGCUGGGGCUGACGGGCCCCUCUGUGCCCGCUCUCCAGAGCCUCCCACCCGGAAGAUCCUGUUUCCGUGGUUGAGACACGGAAGCUGGAGGCCACUAUCAUCGGCGAGUGGGUAAAGGCAGCCAGGCGUGAGCAGCAGCCAGCUCUGCACGUGGGACCCAGACUCAGCCUCUGAGCACAGGACUGGAGGGGUCUCAAGGCUCCUCAGGGAGUGAGGAGCAGGCUGGCCGCAGCCCUGUCCUGUGUCUGCACCUUCCAGGUCCCUGAAACUCAACCCACUGUGGCCGGCCUAGCGUGGGGGCUUCACUCAAGAAGCAGCUGGCGGCAGAGGGAAGGGGCUGAAUAAACGCCUGGAGGCCUGGC
Pongo pygmaeus (Bornean orangutan) is the source of this 1876-nucleotide messenger RNA. RefSeq names its product dipeptidyl peptidase 7 (gene DPP7). The record is from RefSeq and is a predicted model, not a curated record. Bases 71 to 1402 code for a protein of 443 amino acids. Gene Ontology annotation, cellular component: vesicle. The transcript has 12 exons. NCBI's taxonomy places the organism in Eukaryota, Metazoa, Chordata, Mammalia, Primates, Hominidae. Gene Ontology annotation, molecular function: serine-type exopeptidase activity; dipeptidyl-peptidase activity. Gene Ontology annotation, biological process: proteolysis.